Bombina bombina (fire-bellied toad) is the source of this 1077-nucleotide messenger RNA. It is a transcript of the gene XPA, whose product is annotated as XPA, DNA damage recognition and repair factor. The record is from RefSeq and is a predicted model, not a curated record. Gene Ontology annotation, cellular component: nucleotide-excision repair factor 1 complex. Gene Ontology annotation, biological process: base-excision repair; nucleotide-excision repair, DNA damage recognition; UV-damage excision repair. Bases 210 to 1010 code for a protein of 266 amino acids. NCBI's taxonomy places the organism in Eukaryota, Metazoa, Chordata, Amphibia, Anura, Bombinatoridae. The transcript is spliced from 7 exons. Gene Ontology annotation, molecular function: damaged DNA binding.
GUCAUCUGACUUCCGGAAUUCUUUUGUGGUCUUAUAUUGAUGAACGUGUUUUGCUUUAGGUUAAAAACAUCGGGUCGUUAUAGACGUGAUGAAGAUAAGUGGGUGCAACGAGAGGGUGAACGUUAUAGCAAAGCGGAAGAUAUGAGUCAUUUUCUUGGGAGAAGGGUGUCUCUCUUGUGAAGUGAGAAGUUUUAAGAAUUCAUGUGAAAAUGGAAUCUGAGCCGCCAGUUGUAGAUGCUCCCACGGAGGAAGAAAAAGUACUGCCGGCGGCUGUCAGAGCCAAAAUAGAGCGCAACCGACAAAGGGCAUUGAUGCUCAGACAGGCAAGACUGGCCAGCAGACCCUACCCCACUGGCGAAGGGAUUUCUGCAAUAAAAGCGCAUGCAAAGGUGGUGGAUUCAGGAGGAGGAUUCUUUAUAGAAGAAGAGGAAGCAGAAGAGAAGAGUGUUGAAAAUGUAAUCCAUCAACCAGGACCUGUUCUGGAAUUUGAUUACCUGAUUUGUGAGGAAUGUGGCAAAGAAUACAUGGAUUCCUAUUUAAGCAAUCACUUCGACUUAUCCGUGUGUGACAACUGCAGGGACACAGAAGAAAAACAUAAGCUUAUAACGCGUACAGAAGCAAAACAGGAGUAUCUACUGAAAGACUGCGACCUUGACAAGCGGGAGCCUGUGCUGAAAUAUAUUUUAAGAAAGAACCCUCACAAUUCACAUUGGGGAGAUAUGAAGCUUUACUUAAAACUGCAGGUAAUUAAACGUUCCCUAGAAAUAUGGGGUACUGAGGAAGCUUUGGAGGAUGCAAAAGAGAACAGACAACAAAACCGAGACAAAAUUAACCAAAAGAAAUUGGAUAAAAAAGUCAAAGAACUAAGACGUGCUGUCCGGAGCAGCUUGUGGAAGAAAGACACCAGUGGUCAUCAGCAUGAAUAUGGUCCAGAAGAAAAUAUUGAAGAAGAUAUGUAUAGAAAAAAAUGCAUAACAUGUGGACAUGAGCUUAAUUAUGAAAAGAUGUGAUGUUUUCUAAACAAAAUAGACUUUUAUGAAAUUUUGUAAUUAAAUAAAUCCUGCAAUUGUCUUUGUA